AUGAAUCUUCCUACUCUCGAUGGGAAGAAUUAUGAUCAUUGGAGUGUCCAGAUGAAAGCAAUUUUCGGAUUCCAAGAGUGCCUUGAGGUUGUUGAAUCUGGGUUUGAAAAAAUCACUGAAUCUUCUUCUGAAACCCAGAAAUCUGCACACAGUGAAGCCAAGAAGAAGGAUUGCAAGGCAACUUUCUUGAUUCAUCAGUGCGUUGAUGCUGCAAAUUUUGAGAAGAUCUCAAAGGCAAAAUCCUCAAAAGAAGCAUGGGAGAUAUUGGAGAAAAGUCAUUCUGGGUUGGCAAAGGUGAAGAAAGUUAGACUCCAGACGAUGAGGAGGCAAUAUGAACUGCUUCAGAUGGAGGAGCAAGAAUCUAUUGCAGAAUACUUCACCAGAAUCAGAAGCUUGACCAACCAAAUGAAGACCUAUGGUGAGAGCAUGCCAGAUCAAGGAAUUGUUGAAAAGGUACUCAGAAUCCUUACUCCUAAAUUUGAUCAUGUAGUGGUAGCAAUAGAGGAAUCUAAGGACACUGAAACUCUCAAGAUCGAUGAGUUACAAGGAUCCUUAGAGGCACAUGAACAAAGAUUUAAGGAGAGAUCAGGUGAUAGGGAAUCUGAACAAGCUUUGAGUGCUCAAUGGAGAGGAAAAAAUAAUUCUGGGCAGAAUGAUAAGAAGAAAGACAAGGGAAAAUGGACUGGGGAUAAGAGGAAUGAUGGUGGAGGAUCAAGCUCACAAGAGCAAAGAUCUCAGAAGUCAAAUUCUGAUUCAAGUCAUGCCAAGAAAGGUGGAAACCAGAACAAUGGGAAACAGAAGAAGGAUAAGAGCAAGAUCCAGUGUUUCAAAUGCAGAAAUUGGGGGCAUUUUGCUUCAUAA
This is a messenger RNA of Lotus japonicus, 861 nucleotides long. RefSeq lists its product as uncharacterized. Bases 1 to 861 code for a protein of 286 amino acids. The record is from RefSeq and is a predicted model, not a curated record. NCBI's taxonomy places the organism in Eukaryota, Viridiplantae, Streptophyta, Magnoliopsida, Fabales, Fabaceae. The transcript has a single exon.